CAAUGUCACAUGGGUAUUAUGUGACGCCGGACCCGAGAGAAAUAGACAAACAAACAAACAAACUCUGUAUUGUAUAGAAAGAGGAAGAGAAAGGCAAAUAGCACUGCUUGUGUCUGUACAUAUUUCUAUGUCCUUGCCUCAGUUCUUACUUUUGGAUUUUUGAGUUUUUGAAAAGGGCUGUUGUCAAUCGGAUAAAAGGAAAAAAAAAAAAAAAAAAAAGGGUGGUUAUAGUCUUAGUGAGAAAGAGUGAUAUGAAAACUUCAGAGGGUUUUGGUAAAAAAAGUUGAAAUACUUAAAAGGGUUUUGAGUGUGAAGAAAGAGAGAAUAGAGAUGGAGGGUGAGAAGGGAUUGAUGGAAGCAGCAGGUCCAUCAUCAACAAAAGAUUGUGGUGUUGUUAGUGAGAAACAAGAAAUUAGGCAAGAGGAAAUGGCAGAGAAUCUACGAGCUGAAGAAGCUGUUAUUGAUGAUGUUGGUGAUGAUGAUGAUGAUAAUGAGGAAGAGGAGGAGAUUACUAAUGGAGUUCCUGUUACUGGUUUUGUACCUGGCCCUUUGCUCUCUCUCAAGGAUCAGAUUGACAAAGACAAGGAUGAUGAUAGCUUAAGGAGGUGGAAAGAGAAGCUGCUUGGUUGCGUUGAAAGCGAGUUAAAUGGCCAAAUGGAACCCGAAGUGAAAUUUCACUCUAUAGGAAUUAUAUCCAAUGAUCUUGGAGAAAUCAAUACUCCCUUGCCUGUUGAUGCAAAUCGGAGUGGACGUCUCCUUUUUACUCUCAAAGAAGGAUCUAGAUAUCAGCUUAAGUUAACAUUCAGUGUUUUGCACAACAUUGUUUCUGGCCUAACCUACUCGAAUACGGUUUGGAAGGGUGGACUCCAAGUUGAUAAAAACAAAGGAAUGUUGGGUACUUUUGCUCCUCAGCGCGAGCCGUAUGUGCAUACUUUGGAGGAGGAGACUACUCCUUCCGGUGUGCUAGCAAGGGGAAGUUACUCGGCAAAGCUUAAGUUUGAAGAUGAUGACAGAAGAUGUCAUAUGGAACUCAAGUAUUCCUUUGAGAUCAAAAAGAACAAGUGAUCUGUUGUGCUGUCACGGAUGCUUCUGUUCUAUCUUUUCCCUAUGAACUGCCACAGAUUUUCUUGAAUCUGUAGCAUUGAGAUUGGCGUGUAUAUGCGAGGGAAAAGAUCAUCUUCCUUUCCAAUUCUGUCAGGCAACUUUGAACCUCAUUUCCCCAAUGCCUUACAUUUUGCGAUUCUAUAAAUGAGAAACUCUGUAUUCUUUUGUGGAGAGUGAA
Ricinus communis (castor bean) is the source of this 1282-nucleotide messenger RNA. Its product is annotated as rho GDP-dissociation inhibitor 1. Gene Ontology annotation, molecular function: Rho GDP-dissociation inhibitor activity; protein binding. NCBI's taxonomy places the organism in Eukaryota, Viridiplantae, Streptophyta, Magnoliopsida, Malpighiales, Euphorbiaceae. Gene Ontology annotation, cellular component: cytosol; cytoplasm; membrane. Gene Ontology annotation, biological process: Rho protein signal transduction. The record is from RefSeq and is a predicted model, not a curated record. The coding region runs from base 331 to 1065 and encodes 244 amino acids. The transcript has 5 exons.